Messenger RNA from Sorex araneus (European shrew), 2727 nucleotides. It is a transcript of the gene DCAF11, whose product is annotated as DDB1 and CUL4 associated factor 11. The transcript is spliced from 15 exons. Gene Ontology annotation, biological process: proteasome-mediated ubiquitin-dependent protein catabolic process. Gene Ontology annotation, molecular function: protein binding. Lineage: Eukaryota; Metazoa; Chordata; Mammalia; Eulipotyphla; Soricidae. Gene Ontology annotation, cellular component: Cul4-RING E3 ubiquitin ligase complex. The record is from RefSeq and is a predicted model, not a curated record. The coding region runs from base 355 to 1995 and encodes 546 amino acids.
GGAACUCCCUCCCUUCUUCCCCUCCCUCCCGGGUUCUCUCAAUCGGUGCCACCUCAGAGCUUGCGAGGGAGUGAGGGUCCGGGGCGCUGGGGUGCAGAUGAACCCCCGGCCUUUGCACCCGGCGGCGAGGCGAGGUCACACGCCUGCACACCCAGCGGCAGCCUGGGCCCGGAUCCCGGCACGGGGCACGGCCAGGCCUCGGACCCGGCGGAGUUACUCAUCAACCCGCAGCGGGUAGGAGGCGGCGCGCGCGCACCCCCACGCCCCCGGCCCGGCUCUCUGGCACCGGGCACAGAACCAAGGAGGUGACAGGCGGAGUCCCUGCACAGGACCUAAGGAUGCUGUGACCGGAAGAUGGGAUCGAGGAACAGCAGCAGCGCAGGAUCUGGGUCCGGAGACCCUUCCGAGGGUUUGUCCCAUAGAGGGGCCGGCCUGCAUCGGAGUGAGGAAGAGGAGGAGGAGGAUGAAGAUGUGGAUCUGGCCCAGGUACUGGCCUAUCUCCUCCGCAGAGGCCAAGUGAGGUUGGUGCAGGGAGGAGGUGCAGCCAAUUUACAACUCAUCCAGGCCCUCUCGGAAUCAGAGGAAGAGCAUGACAGUGCUUGGGAUGGCCGUCUUGGGGACCGGUACAACCCGCCAGUGGAUGCAACUCCUGACGUCCGGGAGCUGGAACGCAACGAGAUCAAGACGCAAGUGGAACUGGCCACAGGGCGACAGGGGCUUCGGCGGACAUCCCGAAAGCAUAGCUUUCCUCAAAUGCUGCACCUGAGAGAACGGGGCCUCUGCCAUCAGGAAAGCUUCUCCCUUGGAGAACGAGCUCGAGUGAUGUCUCACUUCUUGCCCAAUGAUCUGGGCUUCACAGAUACCUACACUCAGAAAGCCUUCUGCGGCAUCUACAGCAAAGAUGGUCAGAUCUUCAUGUCUGCUUGCCAAGACCAGACAAUUCGACUGUAUGACUGCCGGUAUGGACGCUUUCAUAAAUUCAAAAGCAUCAAGGCCCGAGACGUAGGCUGGAGCAUCCUGGAUGUGGCCUUCACUCCCGAUGGGAACCAUUUCCUGUACUCCAGCUGGUCUGAUUACAUUCACAUCUGCAACAUCUACGGGGAGGGAGACACACACACUGCCCUGGAUCUAAGGCCCGACGAGCGUCGCUUUGCUGUCUUCUCCAUCGCUGUCUCCUCAGACGGACGAGAAGUGUUAGGAGGGGCCAAUGAUGGCUGCUUGUAUGUGUUUGACCGAGAACAGAACCGGCGCACCCUUCAGAUUGAAUCCCACGAGGAUGACGUGAAUGCAGUGGCCUUUGCCGAUAUAAGCUCCCAGAUCCUUUUCUCCGGGGGGGACGAUGCCAUCUGCAAGGUGUGGGAUCGACGCACCAUGCGGGAGGAUGACCCCAAGCCUGUGGGAGCACUGGCUGGACACCAGGAUGGCAUCACCUUCAUUGACAGCAAGGGCGAUGCCCGGUAUCUCAUCUCCAACUCCAAAGACCAGACCAUCAAGCUCUGGGAUAUCCGGCGCUUUUCCAGCAGGGAAGGCAUGGAAGCCUCGCGCCAGGCUGCCACACAGCAAAACUGGGACUACCGCUGGCAGCAGGUGCCCAAAAAAGCCUGGAAGAAACUCAAGCUCCCGGGAGAUAGCUCCUUGAUGACCUACCGGGGCCACGGGGUGCUGCACACCCUCAUCCGCUGCCGAUUCUCCCCCGCCCACAGCACUGGCCAACAGUUCAUCUACAGUGGCUGCUCCACUGGCAAGGUGGUCGUGUACAGCCUGCUCAGUGGCCACAUUGUGAAGAAGCUGACCAACCACAAGGCCUGUGUACGUGACGUCAGUUGGCACCCCUUUGAGGAGAAGAUUGUCAGCAGCUCGUGGGACGGAAACCUGCGUCUGUGGCAGUACCGUCAGGCUGAGUACUUCCAGGAUGACAUGCCCGAGUCUGAGGAACACCCCAGCACCCCUGCCCCAGUGUCCCAGUCCUCCUCAGCCUUUUCUUCACCCCAGUAGAUGUGACCUCCAGCCCCACAUCUCGGGGAGCCUUUUGAUAAAUGCUCUGCCUCCUUCCCUCUCUCCCUUCUGGGGGACUUCCGGGGCAUCACAGGCACUGACUGGCUGGGGAGAGUCAGAAGCCCCAGUUCUGGAGAACUCGCUGAGCCCUAGACGACCAUCUUUGUCGGGGGCCGUGGUCUCCUCAAGUGCUCACAUGCAGUCCGCUUAAGUCUCUUAUCUCUGAUCAGGGUCUGGCAGGAUCGCCGUUACCUGGGGUGUGGCCUGCACCAGCAGGACAGCCAUCCUGAGUGUUCCAAUCAUGUUUGGAUGUCAAGCGCUAGCUUGUAGAGUAGAUGCCUGGACCACUUGUGACCUGAGCUGUUUGCCAGGCCCACUGCCUGGGCCUUCACAGUGAGGGUUCGACUGGCCCGUCAGAGCCAGGCACCCUGGCCUUCCUUCCACGGGUCCCGGUGGCUGGAGCUCUUGCCCUUCUAGGGAUGCAUGGGGACAGAGGGAAGCUGUGCCCUCAGCAGCCUUCUGGAGUGGGAAUUACAUCUCUGCUCUCAUGUCUGGGACUUUGGAGCAGAGCAGGCUGUGGUGUGGGAGGCUCCCUGGAACCCCACACAGGGCAGGCCCUAGCUACACAGUGUUCUGUCCUGCGGAGCCCUUGGUUUCCCAGCAGGUCACUGAAGUAGGACUCCGUCCUCUCACCGACUCCGGCUCCCUCAAUAAACUUGCUCUGGGAACCUG